AACGUAAUACAGAUAGUAUUUAACACUCGUGAAUAUUAGCCAUAGGCUACAAACCUGUAUUUCCGUGAUAAAUGCAGAAAAGAGCUGUGCGUGAAAACCUUAUAGAAACGUGCCAUCCGUUGGUUCUGAAUCCGCCGCUAAACGAGGGAAAAUAAGCGCCGUUUGACCGAUUUACACAUCGCGUGCGAACAGACCGCUUCUCGUGACAGUGGGACAGAUGCUUCUCAGGCAAGGAUCCCUGCCUUCAUUGCAGGAAGUGUAGCGAAGCGGUAGGGCGCAUGCUCUAAAAAGCUCUCAACAAGCUAAGGAUGAUUUCGACGCCGUAAAAAGUGGUUCUUUGGGAGACUCUUGGAUGGCCAACGCGGAUGUCGGCAUGUCCAUGGGGGACAUGAUGAUGAUCAAGGCAGAAGAGGAGGGGGGUGACUCCGUCACCGGCCACAGAUCUCGGGUCAUCCUGCACCUGCAGUCCGUCCCCCAGGGGACAAGCGAUGACAUUACAGAUACCUCCACCACAGUUCUGGCUGUGGAGACGAACCAAGCUGCGGAGGACAGCAACACAGAUGACGAGGUGGAGUACGGCUACCCCAUCACCUGCGGAGACAGCAGAGCCGUGCUCCUCUACAAGAAGUUUGUGUGUCCGGGCAUCAACGUCAAAUGUGUAAAGUUCAAUGGCCAGCUGAUUAGCCCAAAGCAUUUUGUUCAGCUGGCUGGCAAAUCGACUCUGAAAGACUGGAAGAGAGCCAUUCGCCUGGGAGGGGUUAUGCUCAGGAAAAUGAUGGACUCUGGUCAGAUUGAUUUCUACCAGCAUGACAACGUGUGCACCAACUCCUGCCGCAGCACCAAGUUUGACCUGCUCAUCAACAGCUCUCGCCUCCCCUCCACUGCCUCCAUGACCACCCCCACCUCACCACUGCCAGGAGGUGGAGGCCAGAUGCUGCUGAUGGAGGAGAAGUCGGAGGACUCUGGGGGCCCCAUCAUGGACCCCCGCUCCACACACAUGCUCCCCAUCCCUGCAGAAGCCAACGGGGAGAUGAAGAGAGAGCACGACGAAGCCACAGAUGAGUCUCUGAGUUUCUGGCAGGGCCUGUCGGAGCUGGGCCUGGUGGGGGAGGUGGUGUCCAGCAUCCGCACUGAGCUGCUGGCCCUGCUGAGGGGGGUGGAGCAGCGCGGGGAGCAGGCCCUAUUGCACCACACAGAUGCAGCGGUGCUGAGCACUCUGACCCACAUGUUUGGGCUGCUGGACUCGGUGAGGCAGGUGCUGGACCUGCAGCGAAGCCGCGCAUCACAUAGCGAACACCAGCUACACGACAGACUGGAUGUUCUAGAAUGCCAGCUGGACAAUCAGAGGAGGCAGGACCCAUGGAGGGCCCACCCGUCCUCCCCCUUCCCCAUCAUCGUGCCCCUGGAGGCUACGCCCUACUCCCGGCACCACCCCCACCACAAGCGGCCGCGGCCCCGGCUCCAGCGCUCCUCCUCCUACUCCGCUGCCUCCUCCUCUUCCUACUGCGCGUCCUCCUCAGCCGGUGGCAACAGCUCAGGGCCCCCCUUCUCCGUGCUCUCCCCGAUCACCUUCUCCCACAUGGGGCCGUCGAUGUCUGUGCCGGGCCUGCCCAUCUCCACCCUGGCUCAGCUGCCCACCGGCUCCCAGCUCUACCACUCCACCUCCCCGGUGCCGAUGUCAGGACAUGGGGGUUACAGAAGCAAGGCUGAGGGCCUGGGUCUGGGACUGGAGAUCAGCCCGGCGUCAGGCCUCAGUCUACCAGGCGCGGCCCACCUGAGGCACCACGCCACUGGCCACGCCAUAGAGGUCAGGUCCCCGUCCAGCAGUGGCAUGGAGGAGAGGAUGGAGCUGGAGUCAGAGGAGGACAGGGAGAGGCCGUACAGGGAGGUGCAUGAGGAGGAGCGAGAGAGGGAGAGGCCUGAGACGAGAGAGGUGCAGGAGGAGGAGGAGGAGGAGGAGGAGAGAGGGAGGGAGAUGCCAGAGAGGGAGGUAGACGAGCAGGUAGGGGUUGAGGUGAGAGAGGAGAAGGAGGAUAGGAGGCAGAGUGAGGAAGAGGACAUGGCAGUGGGGAGAGGGGAGGAGGCAGCAGCAGAGGAGGUGCAGAGAGGAGACGCAGUGGAGGAGGAGAAAGAGAGGAGGCAGGUGGAGGAGGAGAAAGAGAGGAGACAGGUGGAGGAACAAGAGGAGAAAGGCAGGGGAGAGAGCCGAGGGGGAGGGGGUGGCCGAUCGCACAAACCAGCCUCCAGGAAAAAGACCCACAAGCGUCACUAAGUUUCACAAAACUCAAAGGGAAGAAGAACACGCAGAGAGAGACAAAAUUAGGGGGAGGAAUCCUACAGUUGAUGUCAGGUUAUGUCCAAUCCAGGUGAUAAAACUUCAGGGAGUUUUUUGUCAUUUUUUUUUUUAUAACAUGACACACGGUCUGUAAAUCAAGAAAGGACCUAACUCAAAUAUUGCUCACAAAAAAAAACAUGCAUUUCUGUAGGCAAGAAAGAUCAUCCAGACACCAUGAUGACUCAGCUGUUUCCUCUCCUCCUUGCUCAUCUGCUCUGUCAGCCACUGUGUCCUCCUCACGUCACGCAGUGCGAGUGAGCCACCAUGACUAUGUG
Engraulis encrasicolus (European anchovy) is the source of this 2610-nucleotide messenger RNA. Its product is annotated as glucocorticoid modulatory element-binding protein 1-like. Lineage: Eukaryota; Metazoa; Chordata; Actinopteri; Clupeiformes; Engraulidae. Gene Ontology annotation, cellular component: nucleus. The record is from RefSeq and is a predicted model, not a curated record. The transcript is spliced from 10 exons. Gene Ontology annotation, biological process: regulation of transcription by RNA polymerase II. Bases 353 to 2272 code for a protein of 639 amino acids. Gene Ontology annotation, molecular function: RNA polymerase II cis-regulatory region sequence-specific DNA binding.